This is a messenger RNA of Suillus subalutaceus, 630 nucleotides long. RefSeq lists its product as uncharacterized. The record is from RefSeq and is a predicted model, not a curated record. The coding region runs from base 1 to 630 and encodes 209 amino acids. The transcript has a single exon. NCBI's taxonomy places the organism in Eukaryota, Fungi, Basidiomycota, Agaricomycetes, Boletales, Suillaceae.
AUGCUAUGCGGGUAUGCAGGACAGCAAGAAUCAACUCUCCUCCGGUCAUACAUCAAAGCUGCAAAGCUCAAAUGCUGGCUGAACCGACCUUCUUGUCCUCCAAUAUUUAGAGAGGUCAAGUUGCUAUUCGACAAAUUUGUGUCUCCGUCGAUCAACGCUAAUCCCAGCGAUGUAUCUGAAAAUCGCCCGCUGCCCCCGACUACAAAAGAAAACAUUCCAGAAGACCUUCGCCAUCUCAUUCAAGUUCGGCGGGCAGUCUUGCAUGCUCGCACGCUUCACGAGGGAUUUGUCUACACUCGCGACUCCACUCAUGUUGGCAACAGCCUGAUUCUUUAUUACCCUGACGGCCUUAGGAAUGUACAACCGACACCAGGGACUAUCAAAUAUAUAUUCGAGACCGAGCGAGGAGUAUGCUUCGCCGUGCGGUAUCACCUUCCAUUGCAUUCUCACCUCGAUCCUUUCCGCCACUAUCCUCACUUCCCGGCUCGUUUAUUCUCGUCAGCACUCGCUGAACAUCUCACAAUUGUCAUGCCGGAGUGGGUGGUGUCGCAUUUUGCGCGGUGGAACUUCUCACCACAGCAUAUUGUUGCUGUGUCUCUGAGUCAGGUGUGUUGCGUCCCCUCGAUCUGA